CUGCGUCUCAAGACUCUCAAGUCAUGAAGAUCGCCGAAAACUGAGGUUGGACGCCCACGUCAAUCGAUCCGAGAAGAUCGCACCGUAAGACAGGAGCUUGAGAAUUCCUUGUCGAAGGGUGACAAAUGUCUGAUAGCGCGACAGCGAGGAGCACGUCGCUUGGACUUUGAGUUCUUUGUCAAGGAAAAAUGGAAGUUCCUCCGGCUCCGGCCGCAGCUGCGCCCCCUGCGGCGCCAGGUUCCGCGGCACCGACUUCAGCGGACGCUUGUCUCUCUAUUGUGCACAGUUUGAUGUUCCACAGACAAGGGGGUGAAAGCGAAAGCUUCGCGAAGAGAGCGAUAGAAUCCCUCGUCAAGAAACUCAAAGAAAAGAGGGAUGAAUUGGAUUCGCUCAUUACGGCGAUUACGACCAACGGGGCUCAUCCAUCGAAGUGUGUGACUAUCCAGAGGACGCUCGACGGUAGACUGCAGGUGGCUGGCCGCAAAGGCUUCCCGCACGUGGUCUACGCCCGAAUUUGGCGAUGGCCGGAUCUGCAUAAGAAUGAAUUGAAGCACAUAAAGUAUUGUCAGUACGCCUUCGAUUUGAAGUGCGAUUCCGUUUGCGUGAAUCCCUAUCACUACGAACGCGUCGUUUCGCCGGGCAUCGAUCUCUCCUCACUGUCCCUGCAAGUGCCGAAUACAGCAGCGAAUCCCCCGGAGUCCUCGGUCGUUGCGCAUGGUGGUCACGGUGCUCUUGGUGGUCACGGAACAUUGCAGAACCACGGGAAUAUUCCAAGUCACGGGGGCAGUCUCAGCAAUCACGGUGAUCAGUCUGAAAGUAUAAAGAACGAGUACUUCAAUCCUGCUGCGACGGCGCAAUCCACCCCCGCAGCUCCUGGCUAUCAUGUCGCACCACAGAAUCGGCAGAAUCCAUUCCUGGUUCAAGGGGCGGAAAUUCGCACACCUCCACCCGGGACGAGCUAUCAGAACGGAACCUGGAACGCUCAGCCGGCAGUAGCGCCGACCGCUACCGCGGGGGGGAGCACUUUGCAAUACACGGGAGGGGAUGCGAAUCAAUUCUGGCAGGGACCCGGACCCUCACGCACACCCGAUGUCAUUUCAACUCCUCUCUUGAGCUCCCAGCCGGCACCCGAGUUCUGGUGUAGCGUUGCUUACUUCGAGCUUGACCAGCAGGUGGGAGAGACUUUCAAAGUUCCUUCGAACUACAAUUACGUUAUUGUUGACGGCUUCGUCGAUCCCUCGGGGGGCAGCAGAUUCUGUUUGGGCGCUUUAUCCAACGUCCGCAGGAGCGAAUCUUCUGAGAGAGCUCGACUUCACAUCGGGAAAGGUGUACAGCUUGAAAUCAAGGGCGAGGGUGAUGUUUGGCUCAGGUGCUUAUCGGAUCACUCGGUGUUCGUUCAAAGUUACUACCUCGACCGGGAGGCGGGUCGACAGCCCGGAGAUGCCGUACAUAAGAUAUAUCCGUGCGCCUAUAUUAAAGUUUUCGACUUGGCUCAGUGUCACGCUCAGAUGCGAGCACAAGCUCAGAACGCCCAGGCAGCUGCAGCAGCUCAAGCAGCCGCCGUGGCCGGGCAUUUGGGUGAACCAAACGCCCUCAUCCCGGGAGGGGGACUCGCCCCUGCGAUAUCUCUUUCCGCUGCCGCGGGUGUCGGCGUGGAUGAUCUCCGUCGACUCUGCAUCCUGCGGCUCAGUUUUGUUAAAGGUUGGGGGCCCGACUAUCCGAGGUCUUCGAUAAAAGAAACACCGUGCUGGAUCGAAGUCCAUUUGCAUCGCGCGCUCCAGCUGCUCGACGAAGUUCUCCAUAGCAUACCCAGGUCUCCCCCUCCCCCUCCUCCGACGCCGCGAAUGAAAACCCGCGACAUGGGAUGCCUCCAGUUCGGCGUCGAGAGGGAUGUUCAAUCACUCAUGCUGUUCCACGGUCACAAGAAUUGGAUUCUUUCGUUCGAGGCGAACUGCUCAGUUUACAAAAUGCUUCCCGCGGACAGCUUAACGUCAGAUGCCUUCGUGGUGCUGAGCACAACGCUCGCAACAGUAGCCCUUAUGAUGAAUGUCGGGCUGAUACUAGUCAUAUUCUGCCUUCCCUCGUGCUGGAAAUCUCUGUACGUGCUCAUCAAUUGUCUGAAUGGUUGUGUCGCUUCGUGUGCCUUGAUGUAUCACGCUCUCGUUGAAAUACCGGUGGGGAAAAGGGGGACUACAUUGAACUGUGUCUCUAAAUUGUCAUCAUCUAUGACGCUGUGCAUAAUCUUCGGCUACAUCGGGAGCCUCAUGUCGAUAACAGCGCACAAGUGGCUGUCCGCGAAGAAGCCACAUAUUUUGAAUAGCGUGACAAGGAACUUCAUGUUAUCCGUUUUCCUGAACUGCCUAUCUCUGCUCCAGAUUUUCUGCUUCAUUGCGAUGCUCCAUAAGGCCGAGUAUUCUAACGCGGGUGCGAAGAUCUGUCUGCCACCCUUCGAGUGGAAUGCUCGAUUCUCCGAUCUGCUCAGUGUGAGUUAUGGCGCUGAGAUAUUCCUGAUCGCUAUAUUCCUCAUCCUAUUGAGCUACACACCGGAGGAAUCCUUGCCUAUGACGACUUUCGAUCUCCAAAUCCUGUGGCUGAAGUUUUUCCUGCUUUUCCUGAGCACUUCGCCCUUCAUCGCGCUGAACAUGUAUCACGCCUCGAUUCUAGAAGAUAGCCUGUGUCUCGUCAUCAAGGACGCUGUUCAGGUUUGGACCCUCGUGGCGACGGUAGUUCUGUCGAUGACGGUCCCGGGAAUACAAGUUUUCUACGACUCCGUUCUCUGUAAAGGAACACUUUAUCUCCUGGAACGAUGUUGCUGUAUGCCGCAUGUUUCGCGAAGAGUCGUAGAAGGAGAACCUUUGGAGAAGUUUCUGCCGAGCAAAGAUCAAUUCAUCCUACGAGCAGGCAACCAGCGUCUAACUGCCGUCCGAGCAGAGACGCAGAACCAGCAAACAGAUGUCAUUUAUUGA
This is a messenger RNA of Galendromus occidentalis (western predatory mite), 2966 nucleotides long. RefSeq names its product mothers against decapentaplegic homolog 4. The transcript has 20 exons. Bases 189 to 2966 code for a protein of 925 amino acids. The record is from RefSeq and is a predicted model, not a curated record. Lineage: Eukaryota; Metazoa; Arthropoda; Arachnida; Mesostigmata; Phytoseiidae.